Molecule: messenger RNA, 13391 nt
Organism: Cynoglossus semilaevis (tongue sole)
Lineage: Eukaryota; Metazoa; Chordata; Actinopteri; Pleuronectiformes; Cynoglossidae
Gene: myo16
Product: myosin XVI
Exons: 35
Coding region: 3934-9765 (1943 amino acids)
Biological process (GO): negative regulation of G1/S transition of mitotic cell cycle; neuron projection morphogenesis; phosphatidylinositol 3-kinase/protein kinase B signal transduction
Cellular component (GO): perinuclear region of cytoplasm; nucleoplasm; myosin complex
Molecular function (GO): cytoskeletal motor activity; actin filament binding; protein phosphatase binding
Source: RefSeq, a predicted model, not a curated record
UCCUGUUUCCAGGCUGUUCCUAAUGUUCAUACGCCUCCGACGACCAUACGUUUCCAAGUGAAUCGUUUAUUUCCCUCUGUGUGGACUUGACCACAGAGCUUUGCAUCAUACUGAGAAUCGUGUAGAUGUGCUUGAAGGCACUGAUCCAUCCUGGAAUCCUCGUCGUCCUGUGAAAUUAUGAUCUGGUAUUAGGAGUAUUACUACAGAUGCCUGCUGAUGGGUUUAAACCCAGACUGAUGGCAGUGAUAUCUAGCCUACAGGAGUUCACCCGUACUGCACCAACUACCCUGCUCGUAGGCACUGAUUUAAGACUGCUGAGCACCCACAAGUGCCAGUCUACACUUCAUCCGUCAUUGAUCUGUGCAUACACACACUCACACACACACACACUCCAGCAGAACCAUAAAUCGGAGCCCCUGACUUGGCCCCUGCUGGCAGCUUAAAUAUUGCACCUAUGUUGAUUCUAGUAUAUAUUUUUUGGUAGUUUUUGCACAUUUUGUUGUAUUUGUAAAGACUGAUUCAGUAGUAAGUAAACAGACGAUUUAUUUGUAAUGUUUUUGCUUUUUUUUUUUACCCCUCAUUACAAAAAUGAAUAAUUUACAGUCAGAAAAGGAAAAAAGGCAUUUAAUGCUUUAUUAAAAAACACAAAAUGUGAAUGUAUAAUGAUAAAUGACAGCAAAGUGCUUCUUUGUAUUUUUGAUGGAAAGUAUGCAUUCCUUCAGAGUACAACUUCAGUUGCAUUCUGUCAUACAUAUUUCAUGCUCCCUUUUUCUCUCUCUUCCUCCUCCUAUUGAAAAGCCAGAGUGUAACUCAUCACACUGACCAUUUAACAGCGCUCUUGUUCCUGCACCACUGCCUCUUGUAAAUCCUUUUAUAACAUGUUUUUGCACUGAUGCCCCAUUACAUGUAACUGGGAAUGUGGUAAAACAACAGCUGACAGUGUGUUUGCCUGUACUACAGACAACUGAGGCUACAGUCACAGUGUGUCAGCUCCAAACCAAGACGGAUUGGAAUCAGACAAUACACUGGUCAAAAUGUGCUUUUUCCAUAAAGGACUGAUACACACACACACACACACACAUUUAUUUUUCAAACUGAUGGAGUGUUUUGUCAAUAAUGUAAUUAAAUGAGGCAACAGUGGUGCCGGGCAACAUAACAAUAAAAUGGACAGCGUGUGGUGACAAGAAACACAAGCUGUGCAUCACGACUCCCAAUUAAAUUUACAGUGAAGUUUACUGAACAUUUUAUGGCGUUUACCUGAGUGAAUGUGUGGCUGUACUUCAGUUUGACUGAGUUUAGGGGCAAGUGCUCUCACAGAAAUGUUAAUGAAUACAUUACACAUUUAAAAAAUAUAAAAAAAUUGCUUGGAUAACUACAAGCAAUGUUUUUGUAAUGAUCAUCCCGUCCAGUCCGACCGUCUUUUCUCAUGUAUAUUACAUCAGUCUGAUGACACGGCCGCUGCCUUUGGCUUUGUUUUAAUGGGAAGAUUUCACCGCAGCAGACGUCCCACAUUAUGACUGCUGUUGUCAGAGCGCUUGUAAACAGAUGUGGUGUGGCAGUGAUUUGGCAGUUCUGUCAUGGAAAAUAAAUUUUGUCAUUUUCUUCCCAUUAGCAUAAUGCUACAAUUAGCAUUGAUGCUGCACAAGCGGCAACAUUCAUCGGCAGCAGUGAAAUAAAAGACAGAUGGUUAGUAUCUUUGGAAAAACUAUGAAUUCAAAGGGGAGCAGUGUUAUUGCCCCCCACCUCCCACCCCUUGUUUUACCAGUGCGUCAAAUUUUGAUGUGACUUUGGAGGUGGGGAUUCUCAGGACAGAUCUAAAGUCUCUGUCAGUUAACGGGGAGCUGUAGCCAGACUUCUUGAUGUCAUCAAGGUUUUUUUUAUAUUUCAGAAGUCUAUGCAUUUUAAUAACUAAGCCCCUGGGGCUGUAUCACACAAAGAAGUCAAACAUCUCAACAUGUCAAUAUCCUUAUUGUCCUGAAAUCUGUGUUUUCUCUAAGAAUUACAACCUGGUGUCAGUGUUGACGGGCCGGUUUAGAGAGCCUAACGUGCUGUGUUUGGCCCACGGUCCGUAGUUUGCUCCGAUGUACUGGUGAGCUGUCCUGGUUGUAUAUUCCUACCGCCCCCCAGUGGCUGCUGGGAUUAGCUCCAUCUCCAUUGCAGGAUUAAGCAGUGGUUCAGUGUAGUUUUAUGGUGGGCAGAUAGCUGAGAAAACACUGUCAGAGUAGAACGACCGAGUCGUGCUGUCACUUCAAGUUAAAGGUGAAAUCUCAGGAGUGUGAAUCUGCCUACACACACACUCCCUCUCUCACACAAUUGUUGAACUUUUUCUGCUGCUGAAUCACAGCAUUGAGAGACUUUUAGACUCUUGAGACGUGAGGCAGGAUCAGGUCCACGACUCUGCUGUAGGAAGUCCCCAGUAUUUUGGACAAAAUUAGAUUUGGCUUCAUAUUCUCAGCUCCUAACAGUCAUCAUACUUGACAGCCUCGUGUUAGUUUUACCUAUGAAUAAGUCGAUGAAGGACGUUUCAAAAUACUGAGGAUCCGUGCACUUGAGUCGACCUUCACCAGCGUCCUCCUAGAUAUAACUAUUGUCUUGGUGAUUCGUACACGUUUUAUUUUAAAGUCUGUUGAAAUGAUGAGAGUGUGGAUGUGACACCAUCUCUGUCACUGCUACACCACGAGUUCCUUUCUCCUCCAGCAGCUCGUCUCACAGUGAGACCUUGUAUAACCUGCUGCUGCUGCAGUCUCUCCUGACGUGUGUGUGUUGAACUGUAAAGAAACAGCUCCCAAACGGUUUCCUCUACUGUAGCCAACACAACUGUCUGUCUGUCUGUCUGUCUUUCCAUCACUUUGGCUUCGUCUCGUGUCAUUUUGACUUUUCCUUUCUGUAAAUCUUUUUUCUUGUGCAAAGUCAUUAAAUUAACUGUCCAUGAACAGGAUGCUGUGCAAACACACUGUUAAAUGCCCAUGGUAUCAAUUAACAUUUGCUGUGUGAUGGAGCAUGUGACCCAUGUUCUCCAGCUCCUCUAUUUUCACCACCCAUUCUUAUGUGUCUCUAAUUUUGUGGCUGGUUUUCAAAUCACCAAUGAGCUCUUAACCUGUCACUGCACCAAAAGCCGCACUGCAGCAGCCUCCUUCUCUCCUUCUGUCUCCCUCCGGCUCCUCAUCUGUCCAAUAUAAAAUCAUCAUCGUCUGAUUAGUUCUCCUUCUCUUGCUCCCCCUGCUGUAUCUGUAUUUUCUCAAUUUUCACUUCCGUCUCCGUCUGCUGGUGUUCUCCGGUGACAUUCCUUCCGUUCUCUCUCUCUCUCUCUCUCUCUCUCUGUCUCUCUGUCUUGCACUGCUUUUUGAGGAUAGCCUAAAGAGUGUGCAUCUCUCACUGUGAGUCACUGCUUCCCUCUAUGUGUGUGUGAGGCAGAAGCAGAGUGGGAGGGGGGGUGUGAAUAAGGUGAAGAGCAUUGCGUCAUCGGGGGUGUGUGGACUGGUAAGUGGGCUGAGCCGGCUUGUCAGUCAGUGACGCCAUUGGAGCACGUGCAUCGGUCAUGGCUGUGAAGAUGCUGCACGGUCGUUAUCUGGCCGUAGGCACAGAGUCCUAGAAACGGCCGGAGCUCACCAAACGGACGGGGAGAGAGUGUGUGUGUGUGUGUGUGUGUGUGUGUGUGUAGGACUGUAUGUACAUAGAUGCUGCAACUGGAGCUGUCGCUGCUGCUGGUGAAUAAUGCAGAUAAGGGGACGGAGUUUGGACAGCAGGCAGGGAGUCAGUCAGAUUAAUAAUGCAUCCUGCUGGUUUACUGCCUGUGUAUCAGUAAGUUCUUUUGGAACCUGUAGCUGUCUACUGUCUGCAUUCCCUUCUUUGACUUAGUGACUCUCCGCCUACCUUACUGCCUGCCUGCCAGCCUUCCCAGCAGACUGGAGGACUGCCUGACACAGUCAGAAAAUGUCUCACUACCAUUUCAUCAAAUGCUGUUGUUUCCAGCUAUGUAACGUCUUUCGUCAGAACAUGGAGAUAGACCAGUGUCUGCUGGACUCUCUCCCCAUUGGUCAGCGGCAGCGGCUGGUCAGGAGGAUGCGUUGUGACCAAGUGAGGGCCUAUUACGAGCGUGAAAAGAGCCUCCAGCGUCAGCAGGGCGGCGUCAAGGUCCGAGGCCCUUCGACCAAGAAGCACCGCGUCCACUUCGACGUCAGUGAUGUCAUACAGGAUGCCAUCAUUCGCCAUGACGACAGAGAAGUGCUGCGUCUCCUGAAAGCGGGAGCCAAUCACAACUGUCUCAUCUCUUCUGGAGGAUCCCUGCUCCACUUGUGUGCUCGUCAUGACAACGUGUUUGUGGCCGAGCUUCUGAUCGAGCGAGGCCUGAAUGUCAACCUGCAGGAUGAAGACCUGUGGACCGCCCUGCAUGUAGCAUCAGCCUGUGACCAUGCAGACGUCGUACUGCUGCUGCUGCUGAACGGAGUGAACGUCAUGCUUCAGGACGUCAAUGGCAACAUCCCACUGGACUACACCUCCGAGGGAACAGAGAGCAACUACGUCCUACGCAAAUACCUGGAGGAAAAUGGUGUCGACGUAUCAUCUCUACAUACUAUGAAGAUGCAGAGAGCCAACACGAUGUUGUCUGAUGUCAGGCAGCUUGUAGCCUCAGGUGUGAGCCUGAGUCAGUCCAACGAUGAUGGGGUCACUCUGCUCCACAUAGCAUGUGCCAGUGGUUACAGAGAAGUGGUGUCCCUGCUGCUGGAGAGUGGAGUGGACCCUCAAGCUGCUGACCACAACUUUUGGACCCCACUUCAUCUGGCUGCCAAAUACGGACAGACCAGCAUCGUCAGCCAGCUCCUGCGCCACGCUGCAAAUCCAACUCUGUUGAACUGCAACCAAGAAAAGCCUUCAGAUAUCGCAGCUUCAGAGCCCAUAGCUGAUAUGCUUCUGAAAGCUGAGGAGAGCUGGACGCAGAGACUGAAAGACCCUUCAACUCCCCUGCCCUCCACAGACCAACGCUAUGACAGUGGAUCACAUGACCUCACCAUGCCUGUGAAACACUUGAACCCCUUGGGUAUUUCCAUCUCUAAGCGGGAUAGUCUGCUUGAGAAGUGUGCCAUGUUCAAAGAUGCUGGAGGAACACUGGCAAGACAUUCCUCCCAGAACAACUUGCUAGACGGUGCCUUCAGCUCAGGAACCGGCAAACUGGAACAGGUGAAGCUGAUGCCUCCGGCGCCUAAUGAUGACUUGGCUUCACUGAGUGAGCUGACUGACAGUAGUCUACUGUAUGAGAUGCAGAAGCGCUUUGGCAAUGACCAGAUCUAUACUUACAUCGGACACAUCCUCCUGCUGGUCAACCCGAAUAAAGAGCUGCCCAUCUAUUCCACAUUGGUGAGUCAGUUGUACCUGAGCUCCACCGGUCGCCUCUGCUCCUCCCUGCCUCCUCACAUCUUCUCCUCGGCGGAGAGAGCUUACCACAUGAUGCUGCAGGAACGAAGGCCACAGUGUUUCAUCCUCAGUGGUGAAAGUGGGUCGGGGAAGACAGUGGCCUGUAACCACAUCGUGAGACACCUGACGGCUCGCUCCAGCCCAAAGAGCUUUGCACUGGAUCCCAGAAUGAAACAUGUGAAUUGUAUUCUGGAGGCCUUUGGUCAUGCCAAAACGCAGAAGAACAACAACUCAAGCCGCUUCAUCAAGCUGUUAGCCAUCACUUACUGUGAUAAGAGGAGGACGCCCCUCAGUGCUCGUGUGUACACCUAUAUGCUGGAGAAGUCCCGUCUGGUCCAGCCUCCUCCUCAGCAGCAUAACUUCAACAUCUUCUACUUGAUGGCUGAAGGUCUGUCACCGGAGGAGAAGAGCUUUCUUUACCUCAACAACGUCCUGGGCCACAGGUACCUCAGUGGAGUAAAUCCAGGGGAAAACCCUCCAGUAGCAAAAGCCUGUACCCAGAGCAGGGAAGGCCUCACAGCAGUCAAACAGUCCCUGCGUGCCCUGGGCUUCAACAAGCAGGAGAUUGAUUCAGUGUUUACGCUGCUCUCCACUGUGCUCCAUAUCGGGGACCUGCGUUUCACUGCGUUGACAGAAGCCGAUACAGCCCUGCCGUCUGAUCUGCAGCUGUUGGACAGAGUGGCCGCGCUGCUGCAGGUGUCCUCCAGUGAUUUAAGCACAGCCCUCACAUCUGAUGUCCAGUACUUCAAAGGUGAUGUCAUCACUCGGCGUCACACAGUUCAAAUGUCAGAACAGUACAGGGACCAACUGGCCAAAGCCAUCUAUGGACGACUCUUCAGCUAUCUGGUCAACAGUAUCAACGACUAUCUUCAGGGACAGGACGACAGCUUUAGUGACCCGUCUCUGGAAAUAGGGAUCUUGGACAUUUUUGGAUUUGAAGAAUUUCAGAAGAAUGGAUAUGAGCAGCUGUGCGUGAACAUGACCAAUGAGCGGCUGAGGCAGUACGUCUCUGAGGUGCUAUUCCAGCAGGAGCAGGCUGAGUGUCUGCAGGAGGGCAUUGCCAUGGAGACCCCACGCUCCCCCAGCAACCAGCCAAUCAUUCUGGACUUCUUUCUUCAGAAGCCACAGGGACUGCUGUGUGUGUUAGAUGAAGAGUGUCAGAGUCUGCGACCUACAGAGCAGACGCUUUACAAGAGGCUGUCGGCUCAGCUGGACUCCAGUCCCACUCACGGUCUCUCUUUCACAACUAAGGACGGCAAUGGAAACCCCCAACCCAAAGAUCAGGGGCCAGCCUUUGUUAUUAGCCACUACGCGGGACAGAUUUCAUAUGACCUCACAGGAUCGCUCUCCAGAAACAAAGACCUCCUUCCACAGAAUCUCCUGUUUACGAUGAAGUCUAGUGAGAGUGUGUUGCUGCAGCAGCUCUUCCAGUCCAAACUGACUCAGACUGGGUCUCUGGUGCCAGCAGCCCAGGGCCCCGUCGGGCUAAGGGGGCCUAAAGCGGCCUUGUUGCUCCACAGGAUGCCAUCAUCCUCCUUCGUCACUGCCAACUCUGCCCUCCAACAACCUCGUCGGUACCAUGACCUAACCAAGAUCUUAAAAAAGAAAGGCUCGAGCUCCUUCCUCCAAAGACUAGAGCGGUGUGGACCAAUAACAGUGGCCGUCCAGUUGAGGAACUCGCUGUCAGAGAUGAUCAGCAAACUGCAAGCAAGCACUCCUCACUUUGUGGAGUGCGUGAGCCCCGAUGCCAGCGGUCAGCCAGACACUUUUGACAGCUUUCAUGUGUCCACCCAGCUCCAGUACAUUGGUGUGCUUGAGAUGGUGCGCAUGAUCCGUUAUGGAUAUCCCGUGCGGCUGUCCUUCCCUGGCUUCCUCAGCAGAUAUAAAGAUCUUGUGGUCUUAACGUUGGAGGACAAGAAAAAAACCUCACCAGAGGAAAGGUGCCGCUCAGUGCUGCAGAAGUCUAAACUUCAGGGAUGGCAGAUGGGCAGCAGUAAAGUAUUCCUGAGAUACUGGCAGGCAGACCAGCUCAACGACCGCUGCUACCAGCUUCAUAAAAAGAUCAUCACCUGUCAGAGAGUGGCACGCGGCUGGUUGGCGAGACACAGGGUCCAUCGCAUGCUGCAAACAGAGGAGUGCAGUGUGCAGCGUUUCCUGCAGGGUGCAGAGGACAUGGGGCUGCAAACCUAUGACCAGUUGGUCAUCCAAAAUGCCUCAGAUAUUGCAAGAGAGAGUGACCGCCUGCGCAGCCAGGGCAGCAACAACUUUCGGACCAACCUGGGCAGCAGCCCUCCGCUGGGUGAGAGGCCUGAGCCAGUGGGGAGAGAAGAAGAUCAGCCCUUCAGGAGGCCUGUGGAGAAAAGUGGGAAAGUCCUCGAGGGCCACGUCAAUGGAGGAAACAGAAUUAUUCGCCACUAUCGCUCCAGUUCAGUACCAAUCCCCAUCGCCAUGGAAACCAUGGCCCAUUCCCCCUGCAGCCCACCCAUCAAACCAGUGUUACAGCAGGUAGCUCAUGCUACCGAAGAUGGAGCAGGCGGAGCAAGUAUGUCCUCCCCUCGGAAGCAGCCUCCUCCCAAACCCAAGCGGGACCCCAACACCCGCCUGAGUGCCUCUUAUGAAGCGGUUAGCGCCGGAUUGACGAUGUCAGCAGCUAAGGAGAGCCCCACUCCAGAAGGCUACGGUUCGCCAGCUGGAAGCCCUCCGAAGUCCCAGCUGUCCCCCACAGAUCCUGCGGCCAAGCCCCGCCCCCAUAGUGAUGAUUACACUGCCAUGAGGAAGGUGCCACCCCCUAAACCUAAGCGCAGUCCCAACACUAAAUUGUCAGGCUCCUACGAAGAGAUCAACGCUGUGGCCCCACAACUCAACCAGCUGCGACCUGCUGAUGUAAAGCUGGCUUUGCUGAGCAGGGCUGGUUUGGGGGGCUUCAAUGGUGGGUUCAUGCAGAAGGCAGCUUCAAUCGAUGCUCCACCAGGGGUAACACUGAGCCUCUACAAGGGUCAUGAUGAAGAAGAUGUCUAUAUAGAGAUGGUGGGCUCCCAGCCACGGACACGGAGCCUCCAGGAGCCGCCUUUCAGUCCAGAAUUUGCCGCAGACUCAGAGUGUGUCUAUGAGGAAAUGAAAUACUUCCCAGCUGAAGAGGGUGUACCUCAAAACUCUGUGGUCACCAGGGCAGCAAAACUGGAGAGUCUAGGCUUGGGCCUGGUGGGAUUAGAGACAACGUUGACAGCAGCAGCUUCUAUUGACUCGCAAAACAUCUCCGCUGGUGGAACUCCAAAAUCUCAGCACAGUAAAGAGGGUGGCUGUGACAUUCCAGCUCCGUUCCCUAACUUGCUCCCCCAUCGCCCUCCUCUCCUGGUGUUCCCUCCAUCUCCUGUUACGUGCUCUCCUGCCUCAGAUGAGUCACCCCUGACUCCUAUAGAAGUCAAAAAACUACCUGUGUUUGAGACAAACCUGAACUACGCCACCGGCCCCGACAGCCCCCUGUCCCCACAGUAUGCCAGGCAGAGGGCCGACUCCACCCCCAGCCUCACAGUCCUCAAUUCAGAGAAGUCUACACCUCCACUUACCCCUCCACUCCCAGUGCCCCCACCCAGUGCUGCACCUCCUCCUUACAGACCUCCUUCACACUUCCCCUUCCCACCUGAGGCAGGCUUUCUGGCUCUGACUCGAACAGCAUCUGUCACGGUGAGCUCAGAAUCUCCCAAAUCCUCUUCACAAAGGACAGGAGGGGAACCCGUGGGGAAGCCACCUCCCUACUCUCCUGUCAAGAUGACUCGGCCAGAGCCUCGCAGAGCGCACUCCUGCUCCUCCUCUCCUCUAUUGUUUAACCCUGCUAAUGGCAGACCCCUGACCAGCCCGCUGGACGAACUCAACACUCUGUUCAGCUCCGGACGCAGCCUGUUGAGGAAGUCCACACCAGGACGAAAGAUGAGAGAUGGAGGAUUCAAUUCCAAUAUCAAUCUACCAGGGAAGGAAGAAGGGGGCUCAGCCCCUACCUCACCAUCUCUGCCACUACAGGAUAAGAACGCCAACAACCACCACUCUCUACACUCCCAAAGUCCUGCCCCUGUAGAGAACGGCAACCAGAUCUCCAACGGGUCGCUCGAAGAUGAGAGUCACAGCAAGCCGAACUCGUCUGGCUCCUCCUCGCUCCACAGACACAUGGACAGCCAUCAUACUCAGGUGUUCCAGCGGUUACGUCUCUCCAAUGGGGAUGUAAACCCCUCCCUUGGAGAGCUUUUGCGCUGGCGGCGAGUGCAGUGUGAUCCACGGGGCAACUGGAAUAACCAUCCACCCCGGUCCCCACCCUUGCCCCCCUCGUUGCUCUGGACCAACAGGAAGGCCUCACCAUGACGGACCCUCUGUGAAGCGGUUACAUGUGCCGGUGAUAAAUAUCAUGCACUUGCUAAUAUAUUUAUUUUAAAAAUGUGGACCAAGUUAACUGACGUGUUGGGAUACGGCUGAAGCUUCUGCCUUGGAGUCUGGGCUGAAGGUUCAGCCACUGGCAGGUGUUUCUUAUAGAAAAAAAAAAGUGACAAGCACACAGUCGGGGUUCACUCGGAGCUAUUUUACUAACGAAAAAAUAUGUACAGAUGAUGUUGCUGUUUAUCUCAGGUCCUAUGAGAUAAAGUGUAUGAUUUCUGCUGUAGGAUUACAGAGGAACAUUAUUUAUAGUUGUCAGAUAUUAACUUUCCAACGUCUGAGUCUGUCGUGAUGCUCUGCUGCACAGGAAGUAUCUCCAUCGCAAAACAUGGUGCUGAUCCAACUCGACAUGACGUCCUGUGAUGUUUCCAUUAGAGUCUCAGACUUGUCUAAAGUUUACACGUCAGCUGACACUGUCACACACCUCCAGUGUUGGCCGUCAGACCACCGGAGCAUGGGCUUUGACACGGGACCUCUCCAGGUGCAAAGUCCUCAGUACUGUCCCAGGGUGCACUUCUCCAUCUCACUGUUACCACCAGCCUCUGAGGAACAAACCCUUCUGGCCAAAUUGCAAAUGAUUGCACUUACUUUACUAUAGGAAGGGGAUCCGACCAAAUAACCUUCUGUAGUUCAACGGAUAGAGCCUAAAUGGCAAAGCUUAAAGGUAGAGUGCGUGGGAAUUUCCUUAAAAAUAAAAUACAGUUAAUUCCUAAAAAGAAAAAGCACAUAAAUUCUGCGGCAGCAGUUAAUUUUGCGUAUGAUGCUGCUGCAACAAAAAGGAUUUGAGCAGCAAACGGAAGAUUUGAUCUCUUUUAAAUCCUUGGAUAAAGGCCAAAGUGAGAAUGUAGGUAUUAAAUUUACAGGUCUGUUGUUUUUAGAACGAAAAAAACCCAAACAUUUGUCCUAAUGUUUUGGGAGGUGUACAGCCCCACCCGAUCAGCGUGGACUGCUCAGUAUUAUAGUUUCCAAGAAAAGUGCAGCAUCUGUCGACAUACGUCUCAAACAUUUUAUAUGGGUAGUAAUUCAAUGUGAUUGUUACAAAAUGACCAGCUUAGAGGUUAGAUUUUACUAGCUUACAUUUAUAUUCAAUUUUUAAACACUAAGAGACAAGGGCAUCCAUGCUGUGUUUGUGGCUCCCCCUGAAGGAAGGUUCAUGAUCUGUGUUUUCCAUCAGAAAAAGAAAAUCCCUGCGGACUCUGCCUGUAAGCUGUAAGGUAUACAGUUCAUGUUGUGAACAUGAACCUCUGUGCCAAAGUGACACGACUUCUGUCUGGGGGAAAAUACAAAUAAUAAUAAAAAUAGGUAUAGCUGUAUAAAGUGAUGUGUACAGUCAUAUAGUCUAAGGAACAGAAUGACCAAAUCCUAACUGUUGUGCAGUUUAAAGAAGAUGAAAAGAAAGCCUAAAAAAUGGGCCAUAAACAGAUAUCAAAGUAGAAAAACAACCGUCACCCUGUGUCCUGGACACGUGAACACCGCCUGAAUCUGCCUGUGUCGGUGUGUUGCUCAGGAGACUGUGCAGAGCUCAGGAACUCGAACACAGAUGAACUCCAUUAUUGUACAGAUUCCCCCUCGCGGUCGGUGAGUCCUCCGCCUCGGUGUCCUCUCUUCACCUCACCACACUUGACCCAAACAAACUGACCCUCCCCUGCUCUGACCCCGCCACCGUCACCUCCAUGAUGGAUUGAACUGGCUCUACGGGUGUUUCCAUAGUAACUGCUAUUUAAAUUGUGACCGGUGGCAUAUGUUGUGGCUUUUACUGCGGCAGAAAAAGUGCAGUGGAAAAAAAUGUGUGGGGAAGAGAGGAAAACAUGAUGGUGAUCUGUAAGAAUGUUAUGGGUUAGAUGCAAUGACCUACGAUGACUAGGGUAAAAGAGAAGAGGUUUAUUUUAAGAAUGUGAAUAGCUUUUUCAGAAUGUUCUAUGGCUAUGAAAUGGUUUAUACUCUAUUUAAUAUUUCUGUUCCGUUGCCUUGAGCCUGCUGGUUUUUUCUUUUUCUUUCGGUGUAAGGUCGGAUGUUUUUAUUGUACAUGGAUGUUUUUUCUCGCACAGUGUUUUUAUGUGGUGCUGCGUUAACUUCCGUGAUGGGCUGGGCGUGUCCCAGACGAGGUGUCCGCUACUUUAAGAUCGGUCCGAAUUGUUAGAACCACGGAGCGUCAAUAUCUCUAAUGGAUUUCUCAUUCCCACUGAUCACCCCACAAUGUUUCUGAUUGAUUCGGCCUCGCAAAUUAGCAGCGCCGUCACCGGAUCAAUCUCUGCUGCUGCUGCUGCAGCAUAAGGUGCACGAUUAUUCAAGAGGAAUUAAGAGUGGUGAUAUGUCACAGCAGGCGGUGGAUCAGCUGGGCUGCAUUUAUGACUGAAUGAGUGGCUGAAUGUCUUCUACUCCCCUGCCUGUGCUAACUGACUUUGCCCCGUGUAUGUUAUGACUGGAACCUUACGCCUGUAUUUUAGGAUUGUACUGGACUGCUUUGCUUAUUAUUAUGACUGUCUUCAAAUGCUAUGUAUGCAGUUUUCCUUCAUAUUACUAGUCAAUAAGCUGAGGACAUCGCUCUCUGUGAUUCAUGCCUAGAUUAACAGCUGCCAUAUUAUUCCCAUGAAGCAAAGCCUGAGCUCAUUCAAGGAUUUAAUCCUGACAUCAAACAGCACAGACAAGAACCCAGAUUGAGCGAGUCAUCCAAACCAGUGAUCUGAGUUUGUCCCUUAAUCUGGAUUUUUGGUAAAUGUCUAAUGCAUGUGGAAUAUUUAAUAAAUGAUGUUCUUUUUAUAGUAAAACAGUUUUUCUCAAAAUGUGAGUUUUUAAGUCGGGGUUGCAGAAAAUAAAAACAGUUCAUCAGUGAGUGGGAAUCUGAUGUUUAGCAUCGGAGUUGGACUGGCAGUGAUUGGCUGGAAGAUAAGACCCUGGACACUGACCUGGAGCCUGUUUGUCACAAAGACAUUAUUUAUUGGACAAAUAUUCUUGCUGCCAGAAUUUAGCUGUGACCGAAAGACUAAAGUUACGUGUGACUCCAUCAUUUGAGAACCACUGUUUUAACUCAUCGAUGGGUUAUGACCUGCAUGACCAGAUGCUGGGUGUAGCCCUUUAACAUCUGCCCAUCUUGACAUGGUUAUCUAGAUCUCCAAUGUGAACAAAGCUCCCAGCUGCACUGUGAACUAGUGUUCUGUUCUAACCACUUCUCAUAAACCUGCACCAGUGCACAUACAUCAGCAGGGUGCCUACCAGUCGUCUUCUUCAGGCAGGAAUCCCCUGUUCUGAGAUCAGCUCUCUGGUGCUACAGCCAGUGCAGUAUAGGCCAUUCUAUCCCCCCCCCCCCCCCCCCCCCACUCCAACCAGGUACAGUCAUACGCAGAGACCUGAUAUUUUAGCACCUGAACAGAGGUAUUUCACUGCCUUUCAUAGUGCUGAUUUUUUAAUUGUUUUGUACAUGACAUACAGUAUGUUUUCAAAUACAUAUGUGUUGGUGAAAAGAAAAAUAAUUAAGUAUGUGAUAUUUCAUAAUCAUGUCCCCAAUGUUUUAUAAGUACUGUACCUGUACAGCAAUAAAGCACAACUGUGUCAACGCC